Messenger RNA from Porites lobata, 342 nucleotides. Lineage: Eukaryota; Metazoa; Cnidaria; Anthozoa; Scleractinia; Poritidae. The record is from the annotation of a GenBank genome assembly.
AUGGCUAUUGCUGAUUUUUGCUUUGGUUUAACUUAUUUCCCAACAUUUUUCACUUGCGAAUUCUACCUGCCAUGUGAUCAAGAACUCCGACAGAUCUUCGCCGCUUACUUCGCUUUCGCUUCGUUGACGAACUUGUGCGUCAUGACUGUUGACCGUUACGUUGCCAUAGUGAUGCCCUUUAAGUAUAUUCCUAUCAUGACGUCACGAUGCAUCGUUGCUAUGGUGUUCCUCGGCUGGCUUUUUCCCACAGUGCUCUAUUUUCUUAUUGCUGUCAUUCUCAAACAGCUUGCUUCUGAAGAUAUAUUCAUUACUUUUAAAAUUUCAAGGUUGUUCGUGUUUUAG